CCUCCUUUUUUUUCUUUUUUUUUCUUUUUUUUGUUUUGUUUCUGGUUUAUCGAUGUAGGAGUGUUGGGCUUUGGGCUCCGGAGAGACUUAAAGCACUGUGGCAGAAAAUAGCUAGCUUGGCAGUGUUUGCUCUGUUGUUGUUUUGCUUAGGAGGCUGAGAUCCUGCACUGUUUUGCAGCAGCAAAGCCGCACUGUUUGAGUUCGAGACAGCGCGUCGUACGUUCUCCCUGAGCAACACAAGGUGCCAAAGUCAACAGUGUUUUUGUUGGUCAAUUCUAAUCUCAGUGUGCAUUGUGAUAAGUCUCUAAAUUGCCAGCUCUGUUGGGGCUCUGAGCUCCGGCCAAACGUCUGUGCAUUAUGUGCUACAAUGCGGCUCUAUGUGGCGCUGCAAUUAAGGCAAUUUCUUUGCAUGUGUUGUGAUGCAGUGUUGCACACAUUGGAGCCCUGUUUUUAAAAGUGUUGUCCUCCAACAACAAAUUCUGUCUGAUUAAAGCCUGGCAGUGUGUGGUGUGUGUGUGUGUGUGCGUGCCUAUAGCCUUGAACUGGUGAACAAACCUGUGUGUGUGUGAGUGUGGACUCGCUGGGCUAAAGCAGUGCAGGCAGGGUCACAGAGGAGCCAUUGAUCAAACGUUCACAUCCACACACACGCGUGCGCACAUCCACACACACAGCAUCUCAGUACACAAUGAGCCCUGUCCAGAGCUCUGUCCUCCCCGCCCCCCUCUCUCUCGCCCUGCGCAGCUUGGUCCUGCUCCUGCUCUGCAUCACUCCACGCUGUCAGGCCGUCCAGGCGGAGAAUGUGACGGUGUUGGAGGGAGGUACUGCCCAAAUCUCCUGCCGCCUGCAAAACUACGACGGCUCCAUCGUGGUCAUCCAGAACCCCCGCCGGCAGACGCUUUUCUUCAAUGGGACACGAGCCCUGAAGGAUGACCGUUUCCAGAUGGUGCUGUUCACGCCCCGCCUGGUGCGCAUCACGCUGUCCAACGUCAGCGUGUCGGACGAGGGCGGCUACUUCUGCCAGCUCUACACGGACUCCACGCACCACCAGGUGGCGACGCUCUCCGUCUCCGUGCCGCCGGAGACGCCGACCGUGGAAGUGAAGCAGGACGCCGUGGAGGGCGGCGAGGUGGAGCUCACCUGCGUGUCGCCGCGCAGCAAGCCCGCCGCCACCCUGCGCUGGGUCCGAGGAGGCCGGGAGUUACCAGGUGUGGUGUCCCAGCAGGACAACGGGAAGACGUUCAGUGUGUCCAGCACCAUCCGGAUCCCUGUGGAAAGGAAAGACAACGGGGCGGCGCUGAGCUGUGAGGCGUCCCACCCGGCACUCGGGGGCCAGAAAAGGAUUCGCCACUAUCGCCUGGAUGUCUACUUUGCCCCGACAGUGAAAAUUGUUCCUCCCUCUGCUAUUUUGCGAGAAGGAGACUCGCUCAUCCUCACCUGCUCCGUCACUGGGAACCCUCUGCCCAGGAGCAUUCAGUGGUCCAGGAUCAAUGACACUUUACCUGAGAGGGCGGAGACUUCCGGCCCCACCCUCCAGAUAUCCCGUCUCAGCCAAUCGCACAACGGGACGUACCUGUGCCAGGCGCAGAACAACUACGGCCGUGCCGCCGACCACUACACCCUAUUGGUCUACGAUAAUGUGUCAGUCACUACCACGGCCCCUCCCCCUCUUACCACCACACCAGUCACCUCCCAUCCCGCCACCCCAACCCUCCCAAUAUUCAGCGUGGCCCCGGACGCCAAAGAUCCUGGUGCAGUGGUCGAGACCCACAGCGCAGUGCCAUACGCAGUGAUAGGGGGUGUUCUGGCGCUGCUGGUUUUCACCGUCAUCUGCGUCCUCAUCAUUACCAUCUGGUGCUCCGUCCGACAGAAAGGUUCCUAUCUUACCCAUGAGGCCAGUGGGUUGGACGAGCACGGCGAGGUGCAGGAGGCCUUCCUCAACGGGAACGACGCCAGCCAGGGCAAGAAGGAGUACCUACUGUAGCCCUUUUCCUCUCUUCUCCCCUUCUCUCCUGACCUCCUCCCUUUUACCCCUCCUCUCCUUGAUUCUUACACUCACACACACACACACACUCUCUCUCACAGACACACACACACACACAUGCACACACACAUACACCUACACACGCAACACGCCAUAACAGGCGGCCUUCUGAAAACGACUGUAUACAGAUACUGCACACAGCCAGUCCAUCCUGCUCCAUUCCACUCCACUCCAUAUUGUUCACACACACACACACACAAACACACACACUCAGAGACAGACUGAGAGAAAGAGAGCCUAUAGACCCACCAGCCAUUAACGACUGUGCCAUAUACUAUAGGUCGGAGAAACGAGGGAAAAUGGAGAGCAAGAGAGAGAGCGAGGGAGGCAGCAGGAGAGGGUGAGGUGAAUGCAGACGGAGACAAAAAAAAGAAAUGAUACCACAAUUAUUUUGAUCGAGAGGGAAGCGGAGAGCGCAAAGCGAGCCGGCACUCUGCCGUGUGCGGCCACCAAAAUGGAGAGGGAAUUAGAGGCAGAUGACUGCUGUAAUUCCAUGCCUGAAGAAAACCAUCCAUUUCGAAAAGAUCAAUCUCUAACUGGCAAAGAGGGAGCGCUGGGCGAGGAAGAGGGGGAGGCGGGCAUCGGAGGGGCAGGCAUUUGCUCUUGAGCGCUCAAUGCAAGAAAAUUGCAAUACUUAAAUUUGCCAAAGCAUCUUGCCCACGGAGCGCAACUCAUAUAUAAUUCCUCAACAACACUGCAGCAUGCGAGCCCAGAGUCUCUGGAAGUGUUCAUACUUCAUGAGCGGGCUCACUGUCCUCAGUAUUCGGGCUUGUCAUGCCCGUUGUUGGCUCGCCAAUAGUCAAUGACAAAAUCGGCUAUUAGUCCUUUUUUUUUUUUCUCUGUGCAAAAGUGCAGAAAAGUUGGAUCCCGUUUCCUUUAAUAGGCUCUCCAUCUCUUGUGUGCUCCUCCCUCUCCACUCACCUGUUCUCCGUCCUCUCCCUUUUUUCCCUUCUCUCACUCUUUCCCUCCGUCUGUCCCCCUCUAUCGCUCCUCCUUUGUUGGCUCCUCAUAAUAAAAGGAUUAGUGCUGGGCUGCCUUCCCGACAAAGAAGAAAGGAAUAUGACUUGCUAAGGCAUUAAAGAAAAGCUUAAUUAUUUUAGAAUGUCAUUAAGAGGAUAAAAAGGUUUAAAAGUCUUAAAAAGAAGGGAACGGGGAGUGAUAGCAAAAGGAGUGAAUGAGAAACUGAAAUGGAUGGAUUUUUUUUUUUUUCCUGAAUGCUACCAUACAUAUGCAGAUACAUACACGCAUCCAUACGUACAGUAAACACAUCGACACAAGUAUACAUAUCUCUGAAUUCCUUAUUUGUAUAAAAAAGAGAUCAGCAACAUAAAUUAAAUGAAACUUUUAAGAAAUAAGAAAACAGUUUACUAUUGAAACGCAUUAUGAAGCAACUAUACUAACACAGAAUAUUAGCCUAGAGGUGCAAAGCCGAACAAACUACUGUCCAGUGAUCUUUAAAGAAAAAAAUAGAAAAGAAUAAAAAAAAAUUCAUUUGUCUUUAUGAGAACCAGAGGUCUUAUUGUUUUUUUAUUAAUUAUUAUUAUUAUUUGAACAAUUAUUAUUGUUGUUACUGUUAUUAUUAUUGCCGUUGUUAUUAUUAUAAUUGUAAAUGUUAAAGAACUGUACACUUCCCAUGGUUUGUUUUUGGUUCUAUACUGUAGAGAAAUUGCUGUCUUUUUUCACUCUUUUCCUCUUACCUUUCCUCUCUCUCUCUCGCUCUCUCUCUCCCUGUCUUUCUCUCUCUUCGUCUCCUGUGCCUAGUCUCCUGUCUUUCGCUCCUGUUUAUUUUAGAGUCCAUGUGUCACUGUUGAUAUACAGUAUAGCUAACUAUUUCUUUAUAGGGGAAAGAUACAAAGCACGACAAAAUAAAAAAGAAUCCAAAAAUAA
This is a messenger RNA of Myripristis murdjan (pinecone soldierfish), 3928 nucleotides long. It is a transcript of the gene cadm4, whose product is annotated as cell adhesion molecule 4. The record is from RefSeq and is a predicted model, not a curated record. Gene Ontology annotation, molecular function: vascular endothelial growth factor receptor 2 binding. The transcript has 9 exons. Bases 686 to 1981 code for a protein of 431 amino acids. NCBI's taxonomy places the organism in Eukaryota, Metazoa, Chordata, Actinopteri, Holocentriformes, Holocentridae. Gene Ontology annotation, biological process: homophilic cell-cell adhesion; regulation of Rac protein signal transduction; regulation of wound healing. Gene Ontology annotation, cellular component: cell-cell contact zone.